Kluyveromyces marxianus DMKU3-1042 is the source of this 3774-nucleotide messenger RNA. RefSeq names its product SCF ubiquitin ligase complex subunit GRR1 (gene GRR1). Gene Ontology annotation, biological process: SCF-dependent proteasomal ubiquitin-dependent protein catabolic process. Bases 1 to 3774 code for a protein of 1257 amino acids. The record is from RefSeq and is a predicted model, not a curated record. Gene Ontology annotation, molecular function: protein binding. The transcript has a single exon. NCBI's taxonomy places the organism in Eukaryota, Fungi, Ascomycota, Saccharomycetes, Saccharomycetales, Saccharomycetaceae. Gene Ontology annotation, cellular component: SCF ubiquitin ligase complex.
AUGGAGUCACAGCAGCCUUCUGGAGGUAACUCUGAGUGGCGGUUUCAGGUGAGCCCUGGGGCGGCUUGGAACUUGAGAGCACAGGCAAGACGAGAGCAAGCCGCUAAUAGGAGUAAUAGUGAUGUGGCUGUUGGUGAUUUGGACGAGCGUAUGGCACGUCGUGUGAUAACCGGGAUAGAUGGGAACGAUAAUACCCUUUCCGAUAUUUUCAGAUCGAAUCAUUCAGAAGUGGCUUUGGGCAACAAUACCGUUGAGAAUGGCAGACAUGGUAAUCAGAAUAAUAAUGGCGGUAAUAUCCUUCUGGGUAGUGAUGGCGCAAUGGUAUAUAGCGAUGACCAGCCAAGUUUUUCUCGAGCUGCAGCAGCUGUUGCAUCAACAGGGCCAAAAAAUGGUAGUGAGAAUGAGGAAGACGAUCUGGUGAUUGCCAGGGGUGGUAAUUCACGAUUCGUUCCAGGCCUACCUGCGAGCUGGUUCACGAAUGCGUUCCAAGGAAGCAUGGGUGGUGCCAAUCAGCAGCAACAGCAUAUGCUAGCUAGAGAGCGGAGAUCGGCAAUGGGGAGUCUGGCACAGAUGGAAAAUGAUUUGAAGAUGCUAUUCGAAAAAGUGGAAAAGGAAGGCUGGAAGUUGCCCCCGAUCGAGGGAGAUGCCAAAAUGUUACAACGGUAUUUUGAGAGUCAUCAUAUUGAUAUGAGGGUCAGAGAAAGUUUACAGGAGUUUAUCAACAAGAUGCAGAAGAAAACUCCUGAUGAUACCAAUAACAAUAAUAAUAAUAACAGCAGUUGGGCAGAGAAAGAAGCGUUGUUGGACUAUUUGCUGAAACAAGUUCAGCUAACCCCCGAAGAUGCAGCAGCUUUAAGAGAAAUCGUGGAACUAUCAAGGUACAGAUUCAAGUUUGCCUUGGGGAUAAUAGAGUUACGAAAGAGUUAUUUGAAAGAGUCUUUGCAGUUAGGAAUUCAGAGAUUGCGUGACUUAAACAACCCUGAGUUUUCAUCGCAUUCAAACCUCCCAGCUGAAGAUAUUGACCAUUUAAAGGCGACAAUCAUGAAACAGCAAAGAAUUAUACUACGAGCAGUGGAAAUGGAACUUUACUCGCUUCAUUCCUACCAAGAGAAAUACUCUAGUAUCAUCAAGAGAAUGGCUAGGUCUAUUCAAGACUAUUAUAAGAGGAAAACUACGAAUCCAAAUGUUCCAAACCCCAUAUACUACUAUCAUGACCUUUUCCUGAAAUACUCUCCUUGGACCAAGAGAGGACUCGAUUUAGCACUAUACGAUAUGCACGUCUCAGAAGAAGAAUGGAACUUCAUGUCUAAUCAAGUUCGUACCCAAUUACCGCAGGUGGCAUCGAUAGCCCUAAAGGACAAUAAUGCAUUAUAUACUAAAAUGAAAUCUUCUAAAAAUACCUUCCCCUUAUCUGAUCUUCCACAUGAAAUAUUGGCCAUGGUGCUAGAGGCAAAGAGCCAAAAGAGCAAUAUCGUGCCAUUGAUGGCAGUUUCAAAAGCAUGGGCAGAAGUAAUUGCCAAGUUGAUCUACUAUCGGCCCCAUAUCAAUAAACAACAACAAUUGAACUCGUUUUUAGUGACAAUGAGCAAAUCAAAGGACGAAACUCUGUUUGACUAUAGAAGUCUAAUCAAGAGGUUGAAUUUCUCUUUUGUUGGUGACUAUAUGACGGACCGUAAGCUUGAAUACUUUAUUGGAUGUCCCAACCUUGAAAGGCUAACCUUGGUUUUCUGUAAAUACAUCACUACGAAAUCAGUGGCACAGGUAUUGAAAGGAUGUCAAUAUUUACAAAGUGUAGAUAUCACUGGCAUUCAUCAUAUUGGGGACGACUUAUUUGAAGUUCUAGCAUCGGACUGUAGGAGGAUACAAGGCUUAUACGUUCCUCACUCUAAUGAUGUAUCCCCAGUCUCCAUUUCGCAUUUUAUAACAAAUGCACCGAUGUUAAAACGUGUCAAAAUUACUUUUAACCAAUCUAUUGAGAAUUCUCUUGUGAUGCAAAUGGUAAAAUGUUGUCCAUUUCUAGUUGAGGUUGAUUUAACGUCUACUCCAAAUAUAGAUAAUCAAGGAUUGGUAACUCUUUUCACUUCCUUACCUCAAUUACGAGAGAUUAGAGUAACGCAUAAUACCAACAUCACAGAUGAGUUCAUGCAAAUUGUUUCUCAAGAGAUUUCUAGCCUUCCAGCCCUUAGAUUGGUUGACUUUUCUGGAUGCGAAAACAUUACGGAUAAAACAAUUGAUAAACUUGUGACCUUAGCACCCAAAUUGAGGAAUUUAUUUUUGGGUAAAUGUAGCAGAAUCACAGAUGCAUCAUUGAAGUCAUUGGCCCGUUUGGGCAAAAAUAUCCAAACCAUGCAUUUCGGUCAUUGCUUCAACAUCUCGGAUGAAGGUGUUAGAGUCUUGGUAAGCAACUGUCCCAAAAUCCAAUAUAUAGAUUUUGCAUGUUGCACCAACUUAACAAACAAGACAUUAUAUGAACUCGCUGAACUACCAAAACUUAAAAGGAUCGGAAUGGUAAAAUGUUCACAAAUCACAGAUGAGGGACUUCUAACAAUGAUAAGCAUUCGCGGAAGAAAUGAUACGUUGGAAAGAGUUCAUCUUUCAUACUGUACAAGUUUGACAAUAUAUCCAAUCUACGAGCUAUUAAUGGCUUGUCCAAAGCUCUCUCAUCUCUCAUUGACGGCAGUGCCAUCAUUUUUACGUCCAGAUAUUACUCAAUUUUGCCGUGCACCUCCAAGCGAGUUCACUGCCAACCAAAGACAAAUCUUUUGCGUCUUUUCUGGUAAAGGAGUCCACAAGCUACGUCAUCAUUUGAUGGGUAUUCACGAGCCAACAGAUGGACCAAGUACGAAGUAUGAUGAAAUCUUUAUUAGAUUCUUAAAGAAGAAGAAUGCGAUUCAAUCCAAUACUAUUGAGGAUGAGGAUCUUGAUAGAUUAUCACAUAAUGCCGAUCUUGACUCUGCUGCAUUGUUUGCAGCUUCUGCUGUAUUUAACUUUGCAAACGAGCCUUUCAACCAGAUAGAGUUUGCGCAUCUUGAUCACAUAUUUUCAUCGAUGCUAUUGACUUCCGAGGAUACGGAAACAAUUAACUCAGCAGAUCUUUCUUCCAUAGAUGGCUUUGAUCAAUCAUUUUACGAUAAUCCACUUGAUCCAAGAUUUGCUGAUAGGUAUGUUACAGUGGCACCACCAGCAUCUCCUAAUAUUAACAAUGAGCUUGCAGAUGUUAUUCGGAAAUUCCGCAAAAUCUUGAAUCGUGUUUUGGAUUUUGAGGUGAAUGUGGCAAGUUUGUGUCGAAUUCAGUUUCAAUAUUGUGGUACCUUAAUUGCAGAGAUGUCUUCGAUAUAUAUCACAUUUGUUGAUUUGAACAGGUAUAUUUCAGAGAUUUACCAACGAAUCAAAGCUUCCGAAGAUCAACAAGACCUGCUAGGUUUUGUACUAUGGAAAAAAUGGUGGUCACCUUGUUUCAAAGACUUGAUGAGAAGUUUCAAAAUCACAGCACUAGUUUUGAGAAUAUAUGUGAAAGAAAGUUUAACUGUUCUUACCCGUCAAAGAGAGCUAGUGUUGCAACGAGCAAGGGAAACUUGGGAUAGAGAAGCAGCCAAUGGCGGGGCGGAUCAAGAAGGUGAUAUCGAUAUGGGAGUGAAUAUGCUGCUACCACCUGGUGGCGGCCCUGCUGAGAACAAUGGUAACGAAAAUCAAAUGGAUCUUAGACUCUUUUUACCUCCAGGAAAUGAUCAAAACGGAAUCGAAGAAACUGAUGAUCAGAUCAUAGAUGAAUAA